Messenger RNA from Paramacrobiotus metropolitanus, 2062 nucleotides. RefSeq lists its product as uncharacterized. The transcript has 3 exons. NCBI's taxonomy places the organism in Eukaryota, Metazoa, Tardigrada, Eutardigrada, Parachela, Macrobiotidae. The coding region runs from base 7 to 1803 and encodes 598 amino acids. The record is from RefSeq and is a predicted model, not a curated record.
UUAGCCAUGCAGGCUGAAGUGGAAACGACUGCAGCUGCCAGCACGGCAUUCCGCUGCGUCGUUCUUGCCAACGCAGCGACGGAGAGCCUGCAGCAGCUCGUGCAGGAUUUCCAGCUGGCUCAUCCCGGACUGGCUCGCGCCGCUCUCCGCGACGCCCCCUACGACGCGCCCAUCACGCAGCAGUUCGCGGUGCUGCAGGUUGUGGCCGUGCAGGGCUGCACGAUUCAGGGCAGCAGCAAGCAGCGGCAGUGGAAGAUGGACGCGGUGGAGCUGCAGCCCGCGGGCGGGCGCUGGCGCGGCCCCUACAGCCUGCUGCUGGAGGAGUUCCAGGCCGACCUGCACGCGCAGAUGCCGCCGGAGCUGCAGAUGCGACGAACGGCCUUCGAGGCGCCCCAACUGGCCCCGGUCAUCGUGCUGACGGGCUUCGUCAAGGAGAAGAGCGCCUGGUUCCCCACCGAGGACAAGCCCACGCUGCGCUGUGCCGCCGCCAAUAAUCCGCAGGUUUUUGUUGCGACCUUUCCGCGACCUCCCAGUCAGCCUGCGGCGUCCGUCCUCCCCACCGCCGCCCCGGCCGACGACCCGCGGGGCCGGCCGGACCCUCUGUACGCCCUCCCCGGGACCCCCUACCGCCCCCUGUCGCAGCUGCCCGUGGGCGGUCCCUACGCCCUGGCGGCCGUGCUGCGCUACGCCUACGCGCCCAAGCUGGCCAACAGUCGGCGGGGCCGGCCCGAGUGGAUGCAGAGCCUGGGCCUGGUGGACCCCAGUCUCGACGUGGCCGGCGACGCCAAGUUCAAGCUGACGCUCUUCUCCACGCAGCCGCAGUACCUGCUGCCCGAGGGGGCCGCUGCCGGCGACUGCCUGGUCAUCCGGGAUCUCUUCGUCAAACGGCCCUACCAUCUGGAAAAGCCAACGGGAGUCGGGUAUGCCGAUAGAGUGAGAUUUGCCUACGUGUCAGCUGCCUCCGCGGACAUGGCGCCGACCAUCGCCCGGAAUCCGUCGACAUACCUGCUGCAAGAAGCGGACGGGAAGAUCAUCAGCGAUCUGCGCGUCUGGUACCAGAGCGUGGCCGACGUCAUUGCGGCACUGGAGAAGAGACCUUCCAAACAAGAGACCGGCGCAGGCAACGGGGACAGUGAAACCGGCCAAACUGCCACGGUUCCCAGCCAGCGAAUCGCAGCUGGUGUCGGGGAGGAUAAGUCGUCAUCUGGCAUCACUGGCGAGGGAGAUGGUCAGCGCCCUAGCGAGGCGGUCGCUGCCGGCGUUGCACCCGUGGAAGAGCGCGCGAAGCCGGAAACAGUUGUGCAGCCGCAAGCAGCGGAAGCGGGGAAAGCGCCGAAAAGCCUUCAGUCAGGGAAAACUGGCCGGGGCAAGAAACGAGUGCGAUGGCAGGAUGAGGAGGCGGAAGGGGCGCGCCCUGUGGAAAGUGCGUCGACCGACACGGAAACUGCUCCGGCUGCAGCGCCGGACGCGGUCGGAAGGGCGGCGAUGGGGGAGGCGGAAGGGGUGUGCUCCACCGCAACAGCAGCGAGCAGUGCGUCCAACAACGAUAACGACGGGGGUCCAGCGGAAGCGCCCGGCACGAGCGUUUGUAUGGACAUGUGGAGUGAACGGGGCGUCUUCGUGGAGCGCAACCGCGACGGCAGCGAGCGCUUCCGCGGCUCCGUGCUGGAGCUGGUCGAGCAGCCGCCGCCCGAGCCCGAGCAGGCCGCCUUCAACGACUUUGUCAUCGGCCUGCGCAGUCGCCCCCGCAACGCGCCCAUCGACUUCCGCAACGGCGAUCUGCAGGCCUGUGUCACGCAGUGAUCUCGCCACUCGUCUUCCUUCGCAGCCUUUUUUAUCUCCUUUUUCUUGCCUUUAAUCCGUUGACUCAUUUCCCUUUAUGUUUUCUUGAUAAUACUGUUGAAUUAAUUAAUGGGCAAUUCAAAUGGGAAUGUUGUUGACGCUGACAAAUUAGUCGAUUGCCAGUGCCGGUAAAAUCAGGGAAAAAUACAUUUCCAGUGUGUGUGACCGACUCACGACGGUGCCGCCUCCUGAAGAUAGCUGAGUUCAAUAAAUUAUUAGU